AUGCAAACACGUCAUGAUGCAGCAGUUGGUGUUCUUUUAAAAGGGCUUACUGGUAAAAUGGAUACACCAGAGAAUUGUAGAAAUGCAUUAGGAAGUCUUUGCCUCUACCUUUCUGGACUUUUUCCGGAACUAAGAUCUUUAUGUCUAUUUUGGCCCGGUACAUGCACUCAUCUUAAGAAAAUUGCAGAUGAGCAAUGUCAAAAUCUUGAAAAUGAAUUAGAAGCUGUAUCAGGUGAAAAUUCCAGUGAAGAAAAAUGUCAAUUAGUUGGAGAAUGUUCUCACGUUUCAGGUAAUUGUAAUGAUCAGGUGAAGGCAGACUGUCAAGAACUUACUACAGCAUGUGCAAAGAAUAAACAUGCAAAACGUUCACAAUUAGACGAAAUUCCACAUACAAAUAAGACUUUGGUGGAAGGUGUUUUCAAUAAAACACUUGAAGAGACAAGCGUUUUUAUACAAGUUCAUGAAGCAGUUAGUGAAGAACCACAUGAUCCUUCAUUAGCUCUUAUGCUUUUGGGUGAAAAUGGUCAUCAUCGUCAUCAUCAUCGUCACCUUGAAUCUCAAUGUCAUCGGCAUUUAAACAACUGUUCUCUUUACGAUACUGAUCCACUUAUCAAUGAGUUAUGUACAAAUGGCCAUGAAAAUUCUAAAGGAGAAGAAGCUUGUCACAAGUUUCCACAUAGACUCACUCGGCCUAGCAAUGGUUAUCUUGCUAAUCUUACGAACUUUUUUUCUCAAGGAGGAUCUGUUUUAGGAGAUACUGAUCCUUUCUCUCGUUUAUAUUCUGCUAAUGUUGAUGUGAGUGAAUGUGAAUAUGUUUAUGGACUGUGCUAUUUUUUUGGUCAUUAUGGAGGCAAACAUAUUCAAGAUGAAUGUAUUAAAUAUACAGCACAUUGUUAUGAAACUUCAUUAGCAAAAGCAGCUCUUGAACAUAUAUUGGGUAAAGAUUACAAUGAUUAUUCUAGCUUAACAAGUGAUUCGCAAUAUUGUCAAAAACAACUAGCCAAUAACUGUAAAAAAAUACCUCCUUCAGAUUUAUUUGGACUCUAUUAUUGUCUAAAACUUGAUUCUACAUGUGAUACUUUAGAAAGUGUUUCUGAAUCCCUAUAUCAAGAGUCGGAAGACUCGGAAAAUGGUCUCUUAGAAGAGGGUCCUUCAGAAAAUGAUGAGCCUUCAGAUGAUGAUAAACCUUCAGAUGAUGGAUCCUCAAAUGGAGAGCCACCGAAAAUUGAUUAA
This is a messenger RNA of Pneumocystis jirovecii RU7, 1233 nucleotides long. RefSeq lists its product as uncharacterized. The transcript has a single exon. The record is from RefSeq and is a predicted model, not a curated record. Lineage: Eukaryota; Fungi; Ascomycota; Pneumocystomycetes; Pneumocystales; Pneumocystaceae. Bases 1 to 1233 code for a protein of 410 amino acids.